AUUAAAAAAAAGGCAACAAAUUUCGCUCUACAGUGACCAGCUAACGCUCCAUUGUACCGUCAAAACCCGUAUCGAAUUCAAGUUACGUGUCUAAAACCCGUGAAGAGCUCAAGUUCCAAGUAAUCUCGAGCACGAAAACAAACCAAUAAGCUGCGGCCCAAAGUGGAAUCGGAAAUCGAGAAUGGUUGUUUGUUUUUCAAAGUUCGUUGAAGGGUUUUCAAAGUGAGUCGAUCUUUCAAGUGUCUCUCCGCGGAUCGUGAUCGUGGGGGCUUAGAGUCCGGUCAGGUGUGAUCGAAAGUGAAAUUCCCAAUCCCACGUGUGUGGGACCUCGAGAUAAUAGAAGGGUUUGUGUGGUGUGUGGGGUUCGGAAAUAAUCCCUUAAAUUAUAGAUUUGUACGUCCGAAACCGAAAGUGACAGUGCGUGCGUCAUUAAGGUCCCACGACGUCAGAGAAGACGGAGGAAGUGGUCAAUGGGUGCGGAGUGGUUGAUUAGGAUAGGUUAGGCUCGAGAUUUACGGGUAAUUGCGGAAGAAACCUUCAGAAGAUGGAAGCCGACGUGCUGAAUGCCCUCAACACCCAGACGGCGUACAUUCCGGGUGGGCGGGACCGCGAUGGUCAUCCGCUGAUAGUGAUUCCGGUGCCCUUCUACGACAACCUGCCGUGGAUGAAGGGCUUCCUGGAGACUACCGUCAAGUACUUGCUGGGUGCGCUGAGUGAGGAAACGACGGCGGCCGGAUUUGCGGUCAUUUUGGAUGCGCAAAAGUGCGCCUGGCGUUCGGCGCGGCAGUACAUUCGGCACGUGCAAUCGCUGCUGGGGCCUCACUUGGACAGCUUUCUGGUGAUACGACCGGACGCGUUCUGGGAGAAGAAUCGCGUCGAGAACUGCACCCGCCAGCAUCGGCAGGGAGAGCCGAUUGUGAUCUCCAAAUCACGUCUCGUCAAGCACUUUGACUGGAGCGAGCUGCCGGAGGAGUUGGGUGGGACCGCGGCCUACAACCACGAUCACUGGAUCCAAAAUCGACUGCGCAUUGAGGAAUUUCGAAAAUCCUACGAUAAAGCGAUCGCUGACCUAGAAAACCUGCAGCAGGCCCUGCCCGACCCGGGCCGGCCGGUGGCCAGGGCGAGCGAAUCGGAAGCAUCGCUCAAGUCCUGCCGGGCGCUCAACCAGGACGUCCAGAAGCAGCUCGCGCAGGUUUUGGACGGGGGCAACAAGCUGAUCUCGCACAUCGGCGACCUUCAAAGUACAAAGCCGCUCAUCACGCAGGACCUGCUGGACAGCCGCGAACAGGUCAAGCACAUGCUCAACACGAUCGAGAAGCGGCAAUCCACCAUCAACGGUGCCCUGCUCGAGCUGGAGCGCCAGGUCGAAGAGCUUCGCGAGCUCGCGACCCUGGAGGAGGGCGUCUCGUACGUCACCAGCUGGAUCCUGACGACCGCGGAAACCAUGCUGAACGCCCAGCUCAAAGUCGGCUACGACGUGACCACGGCCGACAAGCUGCGCCUCGAGCACGAGAUCCUCGAGCUGCAGUGCUGGAAGACGUACGGCUUCUACGCGGAGCUGAUCUACAAGAUCGACAACUUUCCAAAGAUGAAGGACUCGGCGGCGUACCAGGACGUGACGUCGCAGCGCGAGUGGAUGGACUUUGUGUGCCGGAGCUUUGCGCAGCGGCUCGAGCGGCGGCGGAACGUGCUGAUCACGUCGGUGCGUUUUUACCGGUUGGUCGCGGAGUACUUUGACCGGACGAGCGAGGUGUUCCAGUCGCUGAUUAUGGGCGACAAGGUGGACGAUUUUGAUCUGGCGAAUGCGAAGCUGCAGAAGCUGAAGGAUAGUCAACAAACUUUGGACACUGUCGAGAAGGAGAUCAUCAAGGAGGGCGAAAAGCUGAGCGACAUCCUGUCGAUGCCGGUCAAGGACGCCGUCGGCCGCGAGGUGGACGUCGACUACAGCGAGGACAUUGCCAACGUGCGGGACAUCCUGGACGCGACCAUCUCGCGGUCGCACAUCUUCGUCGAGAGUGUCGAGCUGCAGAAGCUCACGCUGGACCAGAUCACGCACAUCUACAAGUACGAGACGGACGCGGAGACGGCGCUCCAGUGGAUGGACGACCUGUACAAGGUGAUGAUCCGGUCGCACACGCACGUCGGGACGAACGUGUACGAGAUCCAGGCGCAAAAGGACGAACACCAGACGUUCCAGGAGACGGCGAAGGGAACGUACAACUACGGCUGUCAGCUGCUGAACGCAUCGCUAGCACUGCGACAGUCCUGCAAGCUGGAAACGGAUCGGAACAUCGAGAUGACCCGGCAGCUGCAGCUCACGUGGAAGCAGUUCCAAGCGGUCAGCCAGGAACAGAUGACGCGACUUCGCGUUUCGGCCGUGUUCCACCGAAGUGUCGAGGAACACUGCACCAAGCUGUACGAGCUGAAGGAGAACGUGCUGCGAAUCGGAGAGAUCGAGGAAACCAACCGGCGGAAGGUGCGACUCCGCAAGUGUCUCGCCAGCCGGGAGCGGCUGCUGGUCGAGGUGGGACGCAUGGUCCGGUUGGGGAGACUGCUGAAAACGAGACUGAAGGAACCGUUCCUGCUGGACGAUCGGGUUGAGACAAUGGCAAGUCCGGAGAACGUGCUGACCGAGUCGGACAAUAUAAUGGCUAGUGAGGCGAUCUCGGCCCGGCUGGCGGAGGUUUCCCGCAUUGCCGAAUCGCUGGACAGCGUCCUGCGGGACGUUCAGGGUGGCUUCGACGACGCUGACGAUGACGAGGUGGCCGGAGUGGUUUCGGGAGGAGCGGACAGGAAGGAUGGUUGUGGAAACCACAGUGAUGACUGGAGCUCCAGCGUCAAGUCCACCGAGGACGAAUCCUUCGUCACGGCGUCGGACUGCACGUGCACACCGGGUGCGUCCCGAUCGUCGUCGUACCACACGGCGUCCGAGUGCCGCGCCUCUCCCUGGUGGGGCGGAGAAUCCGCGACCGAACGCAGCUCGCUCGACGCCGACUCGUCCGAAGACGCCGAUCCGGAGGCACUCCCAUCGAUCAAGCUGCUCUCCGGGGUCGUCAUUACAGCUUCCACGGCGAACCUCUCCUUUGACGAGUCCGAGCACAGCUUCCUCACGCCGACCUCCAACAGUGAGCUGGCCGACUCCGACGCAGACCACCCACCCCGGCUGCCACGACUCCGCUCAGACCAGUCAACCUCCCCCGUCAUCAGUUCGGGCUCCAGCUCCGCGUUGAACUCGAUCAACCGACGCGAGAAUCUAACCCUCGCGUUGACCCCGGAAGAACUCGAACAGAUCGAGAACGACAUCCGGAACAACAACGUGAACCUGCUCGAACUCCCCGCGUCGUCCGCGGACACCAGCACCCCCAUCAAGCACCACAGCUCGCCGACGGCCAGCGAGGACAGCGGCAACGUCGCUUCGGAUCCGUAUCUGCAGCAGGCCCAGGCCGUGCAGUGCGUCGAACGGACGCUGGCCGAGCUGAACGCGCGCCAGUUGGCCGUCGGCAAUGAGUGGGAUCGCUGGAACGCCCAGCACCACACCGAAGCAGUACUGAACGACAUCAUGGCCGCUAACAUGGAGACCCUCGCCGCGGCCUCCAAGCUCGAGGAGCAACUCUACCCGAUCUUCAACACGGCCUCGGACAACCCGACCGACCUGAGUGCGUUCAUCGCGACCAAGCUGAACCAAAUCCAGGCGGACAUCCGGGCGGCCGAACACGAACUCACCAAGCGGUUCGAAACGAUCGACCAGUUGGCCACACCGGAGGGCGAUUCCCCAACGUCGGAUUCCACCGACAAGGUGAUCCAGGUGAAGAACAGCCUCAACUCGAUCAAAACCAAACUGCACACGAUCGCGGCCGACUUCCAGGAGCUGGCCACCGUCAUCGACCGCUUUCUGCACGCCGUCCUCACCUGCCGGGACAACAUCAAGGAGUACUUCGCUAGCAAGCAAACCAUAACCGGACCGGACAGCGUCGAGUCCAUCACCAACAGCUACGAGCAGUUCAAGCAGAACACGAUGGAGUACUUCCGGAACCUGCUCCAGCAGAGCGAGCAGAUCAUCGACCGGAUCAAGGCCCAGGAGCCGCCGGGCGCCAAAGAGCAGGACACGGACAAGAUCAUCACGCUGCUGGAAAACCUCCGGACGUACUUUGAGUCGGAAACCGAGUCGGAGAACUCGGAGCUGCGCAAACAGCACGCCGUCAUUGGGUUCGACAAGGCGUUGAAUGAGGUUCGGGGCGCGAUUCGGGAGAGGCGUGAACAGUUGGAUCGAGCUCGGGGGAAUUACGGGGAGAAUGCGGACGGAGCCCGCGGGACGCUGGCGGCGUUCGAGGAGUUUGAGCGGGGAUUGCAGGAUUUGGAGUCCAGAAUCGAGACGUUUGUGAGUUCCUCGCAGGGGUUGGCCAGCCAAUACCCGGAGACGUCGCAGUACGUGCACGCCGAAGCGACCAAGGUUCGCAACGAGUGGGCCGAUCUGGUCAACAGGACGCAGGAGUACCGUCAGCUGACGACCGUAUCGAUCGAGUACUUUGAGCUGAUCAGUGUGGUGGAGAACAACUACCGCAACUUGAACGCCGAUCUGAUCAACGCAAACAACAAGUUGUCGAUCCUGAACAAUCCGGAUCUAGCGAAUGAUCUUGUUCAGCAGAUCGACAACAUCUUGAAGGUGUACGAAACCCAACAGUUGGAUACGCUGAAGCAGAUCUCUGCGUUGUCCUCGAAGCUGUACGACCACGACAAAUCCGUGGCGCUUUACAACGACAACUUGAAGCUGUUCCAGACGUUCUACAAGAUUAAGAACGACAUCAACGAACGUGCCAAGGAGCUCACCGAGCAGCAGCGAUCUCAAGAAGCGGAACAAAAUGGAUUCUGCGAGAUCACAACGACCACCACAACUACAACGCACAAUGGUCUACCGCAGCAGCAGUCCUUCGACAUCCAGACCGUUGACGAAGCACAGUACAUCCAGGAACCGCAAGAACCUCUCGUCAUACAAACCGUUGAGGAAUCUCAUAACGUGCAGAGCCACGAGGUCGUGACCACCGUUGAGCAGCCACCGGCCACGCUAUCCGUUCCCCAGCCCCUGUCCGACGUCUCCGUCCAGGAAGGUCAACGCGUCCAGCUCCAGUGCGUCAUCUUUGGCCGCCCCGAACCCUCAAUCGAGUGGUUCAAGGACGGUAUCAGCAUCCAGAACAACCCGGACUACAAAACCACCUUCGACAACGGACUCUGCACGCUCACGAUCGACGAAACCGUCACGGCAGACUCCGCCGAGUUCCUCUGCCGAGCGAUCAACGACGCCGGUAUCGCCGAAUCCGCCGCUCGUCUCAUCGUCACAGAGCCAACACCGCCGGGUCAACCCCCGCUCUUCACCCAGCAGCUCAACAACGGAACGGCCACCGAGGGACAUCCCUUCCAGUACCGCUGCACCGUUACAGGUACGCCCACGCCGGAACUGCACUGGUACAAGAACGACACUUGCAUAGACACCUCGCCGGACUACAAGAUCACGCACGACCCGGCCACCGGCGAGGCGGUCCUAAGCUUCGAGCAGGUCUUCCUGGAAGACCAGGCCCGCUACCGGUGCCGGGCGAGCAACGUGUGCGGAUCGGAUGAAACCGGCGCCGAACUGAGCGUCGAACCCCUAGAACCGACGGAAUACCCCAGCUUCCGCGCCCCGCUCUCGAACGUAAUGGCCCGCGUUGGCCAAAAGAUCAAGCUGGAGGCCGAAGUGGCGGGCAUUCCCCCGCCGGAGGUCAUGUGGACCCACGACGGGCAGCACUUUGCCAACCGGGAAGUUAAGUUCUUCUACGAAAACGGCAGAGCGCAAUUGGUCAUAGACGAGGCAUUCCUGAAGGAUGCUGGUGUCUACACGCUGACUGCCAAGAAUAUCGCCGGUGAAAGGUCCUGCUCGUGUAAUGUUGUUGUGAAGGGUCGUCUGCCAAACGAAACGUCCGAUUCCGAAUUAGCUAGCGCCAGCGACAUGGAACCAGUGAAGCCGUCCGUCCAGCUCCAGCUGAAGGACGUCGCAGUGUUUGAGGGCAAGCCAGUGCGUCUGGACUGUGUGAUUGUGGGCCAACCGGAGCCGGAAGUGAUCUGGUACCACGGGGAACGGCCCGUCAAGGAGUCCACCGAUUUUCAGCUGCUGUUCCAAGGCGACCACUGUUCGCUGGUGAUCCGCGAGGCAUUUCUAGAAGAUGCUGGCGAGUAUCGUGUGGUCGCUAUUAAUAGCGCUGGUGAAGCUUCGAGCAAGUGUAAUCUAAUUGUGACACCGCUUAACACCGCGGAACCAGCUGUGCGCCAGCCGGCCGAACGGGUCCUGCCCCCGCUCGGCGCGCCGCCCAAGUUCGAACGACUCCUCAGUGAUAUCCUUGCGGCCGAGGGCGAAAAGUGCCAGUUCGAGUGUGCCGUCAGCGGAGAUCCGCGGCCGAACAUCAAGUGGUACGUGAACAACCGCGAAAUCGAAGAAAACCCGCGUGUGCAUUCGCUGUUCCGCGAGGACGGCGUGGUGAAGCUAGUGAUCGAACAGGUGUUCCCCGACGACAAGGGUGUGUACACGGCCAAAGCCUCCAACCCGUCCGGUGAGGCCAAGUGCUUCUCGAAUCUGAUCGUAAAGUCAAUUAACGCGCCCGAGUUCGAGUCCGUGCCGGCGUUCCUCAGCGAAAGUGUUGUGUGUCCGACCUUUAAGGAACUGUUUGCCGAUCGUACCGUGAAACUCCACGAAUCGACCAAGUUCGAGUGCAUUGUUGUGGGCAAGCCCCAGCCGAAGAUCAGGUGGUUCUUCAACGAUCAACCCGUGCACGGCCAUGAUUUCCUGGUGUCCACCAGUGGCGAUCGCCAAGUGCUCACCAUCCCGGAAGUGCUGCCGGAACUGGCCGGCAAGAUCACCUGUUUCGCCGAAAACGAUGCCGGUCAUGCCCAGUGUGUGGCCUUUGUGUCCCUGGCCGAUGCCUUCGGGGCUCCGAUGAUGCAGCCGCAGCCACUGGUGAGCGCCGAAUCCAUGCUCCAGGUUGACCACUCCGGAUCGUCGUUCGUUACGCUCCAGAAGCAGGUCACCACUUCGUCCUCGUCCUACUCCUCCUCGACGGUCGUCGAGAAUGGAGUGUCCCAGUCCGAGGUUCACUCGCAGUCUGCCCACCUGGACAGCUCGUUCAAGAAAGUUGGUGACCAAGCACCGGAAAUUGCCCAAACCAAACAGUUUGCCCAGUUCCACCAGACCAACGACCUGCCGCCAGCGAUCCAGCAGGAAACCUCGAUCCUAAACAUCGCCAACAACAACACCACCGAGAUGCACGAAACGAUUAUCGCCAACUCGGGCCAAAUCAGCACCGGCAAGCCCGCCAGACGCAGCUCGGCACCGCGCUUCGUGUCGCCGUUCAAUGGCAAGAUCGUCGACCAGGGCGCCGAUGUUGUGCUCGAGGGCAUCCUCGACGGCUACCCGACGCCCGAAGUCUCGAUCACGAAGAACGACGUCGAGCUGCAGCCCGAUGGCGAACGCAUCACCGUUUCCUACUCACUCAACAAGAUCGUAGUCGAGCUGAAGAACGUGUCGACAAACGACGCAGGACGAUACACGGCCACAGCAUCGAACGCCGCCGGUGCCUCAUCAACUACCGCGGAUCUCGUCGUCAAGAAAUCUAUCUUUCCGCCCGUGUUCGGUCGACGUCUGCAGGCUCAGAGCGUCCGCCGUGGUGAUCGCGUGAUCCUAGACGCCGAAGUGUCCGGUACGCCCGAACCCACCAUCGCCUGGUUCAAGGACAACGCACCGGUACAGGAAGCGCUGCUCCCGGGAAGCUACAGCAUGCAACAGGUUGGCCCUUGCCACAAGCUGAUCUUCGAACAGAUCGAUCUGGCCGACGCCGGCAGGUACAUGGUGCUUGCGAAGAACACCGGCGGCGAAGCCCAAAGCAUCGCCGACAUUGCCGUGCUGGACGCGGAACCCCAGCAGCAGCAGCAGCAACCGAAGCAUGUCUCCUUUGUAGAUGUGCCGCAACCGCAGCCAACUCAUUUCGGUGAACAGCAACAGCCAGAUGCUGUUGACCCGCCUGGUGGCUACGCGUCGACCCGCCAGGAGUUCUCGACCGAGUCGAGCCUGCGCGGUCCCACAACCGAAUCGACCAUCGUGACGGAAACGCGCCGAACGACCGAGGCCACCAUGCGCAUGGAACACAAGAUCAGCUUUCCGGACCUUCCGGUUACAUUCUCACAGCGCACACAAACGCCCACGAUCCCGGUGGUGUCGGCGGGAACGACCACCGAAACGACGGACUCACAGUCGGCCGGCACCAAUACAGACCGCGUCGCGACACGCACAGACGCCACACAAACACCAACACCGUUGCAGCAGCAGGCUCAUAAGACGGAAGCAACACAAACUCCUCCACAGGUGGCGCCCAAGCCGGCGGUACCGGAAGAACUCCCAACCGAAACCACGACCACAACCACAAAACGUAGUGCGUUCCACUUUUUCGAAAAAAUCACCUCGAACGGAACCCAGGAGGUUCCGCAGGCGCCACCACCACCACUCUUCCAGCCCAAAUCAUUCAUACCACUCAAACAGCCGGCGGUCGCAAUCGAUCAGACGCACCAGCUGGUAGGUGAAGAGUUGCAAAUUUACCCACAACCACCACAACCGCAGGCCGAACUACUACACCCCCAAGGCAUCACCGUACCCACUCCCCCGAUCUACCACCAAGAUCCCCAUCCGACAAUCCCCGAACAGCACCACCUACGAACCCUCGACACGAACGUCCCCAUCCUUCCGAUCCCCAAAAUUAUCGCCCAAGAUCAGCAGCCGCAGCCAAUCUAUCGGCCACAGGCAACCACACCACACCUCGAGCGAGCACGCAGCUCCUCGCCACGACCAUCGGCGGAAGCCAUCGCAAUGGAGAAACUCUGGACCGCUCCAAAAACAUCCGGCUUCGUCACACUACCACGCACCAAACCAUCAUCUUCUUCUUGUUCCACCUCCGCUCGCAACCAUCCACUAGAGGCUAGUAAACGCUCAACGCCUAAAUCCGAAUUUCAGCCAGUGCAAAACAACUUCUAUACCCAGCAGCAGCAGCAGCAGCAUCAACAACAGCAGCAGAUGUAUUCGUCCUUCUCGUCGUCUCAGCAGUUCCAGUCGUCGCAAAUGUCUCAACAACAGUACUCGCAGUCGAUGCAGUACCAGCCGUAUCAGCCGUACAAGCCAUCUGUUGAGCCAAUCCAUGCUCCCCAACCGAUCCAGGCCCCGAUGCCUGUUUAUGCGCCGCAACCGACCUUUGCUCCACAACCGCAACCGCAGCCAACCUUCGCUCCUCAACCGCAACCAGCCUUCGUUCCUCAACCGCAACCAACCUUCGCCCCUCAACCUAAACCCGUACCGACCUACGCGCCGGCUCCGCAAACGCUUCCCCAGCCAUUCAAGCCAACGCCAGUGGCUCCGGUGGCCAAGUUUGCCCCCGCUCCGGAACCCGUUCCGGUGGUGCACCACUCCCUCGCUUCUGCUCCUUCGAACGUACCGUCCUUUGGACCGUCCUACAACCAAACUCCGCAGCCGUUCAAGCCACUCCCUCCACCUUCGAUCACGCCAAGUCAGGCGAGCUUCACGUCGGGACCGCCGGUGGAUUUCCCACCGGUCCCGCAGACCUUCCUGCCAGCCUAUGUCCCACCUCCUGUUCAGACCUUUACCCCGGCUCCCGCUCCCGUCGAGCCAAUCCCUCAAUUUACUCCAGCUCCCGCUCCGGUUCAAGCGCCGGCUCCGGCUCCAAUGCAGCCACCGACGAACUUCCCGGAACCGCUGUACCAACAGCAGCCUCAGGAGCAAGUCUUUGGGCAGCAGCACAAUGAGUACGUGCACCACCAACAGCUGCAGCAGUACCACCAACAGCAGGUACACAUGGAGGAAGAGGUGUACAAGAAAAAGUCCGUCAAGGAGACCAAGCAGCUGUUCGAGCAGACCAUCCGUCAGCAGAACGAAUCGUUCAACGAUCUGAAGGCUCCGCGCAUGAUCCAGCAGAUGGUCAACUCGCCGACCAAGGUUUGCACUCUGCCGCCCGACUUCGGCUACACCCCGGCCGAGAUUGGUCUCGAGCCGGGCCCGCAGCCAACGAUGGGCUACGCCCCGAAGCCCUCGAACGAACGCAAGAGCUCCUACUAUCGUGAGAAGAUCGAACAGUCGCUGUUCGAGAGCAUGGAUAAAGUGCCGGAACGUGUUCCGGCCGGCGGUGUCAAGAUUAUCCCGCCCAGUCCGCGCAAAAAGUCUAACCCGGGACAGUCGGAUACCGCCGGGAUGCCUCCUGCUUCGUUCGAGCAGCCUUCGGAAGCCAAGGCCACGCAGCCCAUCGCUAACGCUAACGCUGCGACCAAGAGCCCGUUCACGGCCACGGAAAGCGAGUGCGAAAGCGACAUGGACGUGAUGCGGAAGAUGAACGGAGUCAGCGGCUAUCUGGCCGACACGGAGGAGGUCCAGAAGACGGUUUCGUUUAGCAGCGAGCAGAAGAUCGAGAGCUUCUCCAAGUCCGAGAGCAGCGUGAUCGUGCAAAGCUCGGAAGUCGUCCAACAACAGCAGGAGCAACAACAACAGCAAACCGUUGUCGAAUCGUCGUCGAUCGAGUCCAAGGUGGAGACGGUUGAGGACGCUGCCGCGACCGUGACCGAUGCGGGUGUCACUGCCGAGGCUCAACAGCCGCAGCAGCAGCAGCAGUCGGAGGAGCAGGUCGUCACCACCACUACAACCACCGCCGAAGCGGUUACCAAGGAGUCCGUUGAGGAGAUGAACUUCCUGGUUAACAACGAUCUGCCGGAGGAUCUGCAGCCGGUGAAGGUGCUGCCGACAGAGGAGCCACUGCCGACGCUGAAGAAGGUCCCAGUGCCGGCUGCCGUCCAGCCGGAGCCACAGCCAGAACCGGUCGUUUGUGAACCAGUCCCAGAGCCGGCUCCGGUUCAGCAAAAUGGAUUCUCGGCUGAACAGCACGAGAUCGAAGCUGAAAAGACCACGAUCAACCCGGUGUGGCAGCCGACCCAGGCCGGUGUUGCCUACAAGCCGGUUCACCCGGUAUUCAACCCACCGCAGCAGCACGAAACUGGACCCACCGUCGCACCGCCAUCAGUAUUUGAUCCGAUCGAAAAGCUUCCGCAACCGACGGCAGUCAGCGAGAUGGCCAGACCGCAACCGAUCAGCUACUCCACGCAGCAGACUUCGUCGUCGCAGUCCUUCCAACAGCAGAAGAGUUCGUCCUUCCAGUCCUACCAGCAGCAGACCUUCGUCCAGCAACAGCAGCAACAGGAGCAGCAACACGUGUCGUUCCCACCGGUGGAACCUGCGGGACAACCUGCUCUGUACUACACCUCGGUCACCGCCCAACCGGUUCAUAACACGAUCGCGACCGAGACCUCCAACACGCUGCACAUGAAGGAGACGACCGAGAGCAGCAACCGGGUCGUCAACAUGCAGCAAACCCAGCAGGUCAUCAGUCUGGGCCAUCAGCCACGUCCGGCUUUCGUGCAGAAACAGGGUCGCGACAGCGAUUACGACUCGGAUGGAUCUCGAAUCCGCCCGAUGUGGACCCCAAAUCCGUCCGACAGCGAUGAGCCACACUUCCGCAGUGUCCGGCCAAACUUUGCGUCCCGCUCGACCAGCCUUCCGCGCACCUACGAACGCAUCCAAACUCCGAUGGAAUUCGACACCGGCCCAGUGCUGAUGCCGACCAAGAUCGACGUGUCCGGAGUCACGCAACAACAACAGCAGCAGCAGCAAGAGCAAACCACCGAAACAGUCGAAGUCCUGCAAACGCAAACGCUCGAUCGCAAGUUCACCACGAAGCAGAUGGCCACCCAGCACAUGUCCACGUCGCGGGACGACAUGGCCAUCAAGGCGCACAAGGUGGCCCCCAUCAACUUCGUCCAGAAGGCCCAGAACCAGGCCGAAAGCAUGUCCCAGUCGUUCAAGACCAAGGCGUACCACUUUACCAACGAGGUGAUGACCGACAUGCGCAAGACCCCGAUCAAGCCAAUCCUGAAGAACGCCUUCGGCCACCAGCAGGCCCCGGUCACGCACGUCCUGCAGCCGGUUCCGCAAACGCAAGCCCCGCCCGCCACCAACGGAACGUCGACGCCACAAGCGUACCGCGAGGAAUCUCGGGUGUCCCAGUACGAACCAAGCAAGGAGACGUCCUACCAAAGCUACAAGGAGCUGCGGCCCAGGGUGAACAAUCCGGAGUGGCAGGACCACAACGGAUUCCAGGAGCAGAAAGAGGCGCGGGAAACGGUCCACGAGGAGCACUACCGGCGUACCUUCGAGACCACGUACCGGUCGAUCUGCCUGAUCCAGACGUCGUCGUCUUCGUCGAAGACGAUGGAAGUGCAACAACAGCAUGGCGCCAUCAUUCAGCAGCAGACACCGGCGAUGAUUACGUCGGCCCCACAGACACCGUCCGCGCAGCUGUACCAGCAGCAGCAAGCACCGAGCUAUCUGGUCCAGUCGCCGGGCAUUCCGGCCGAUGCUUCGCCACCGGUGUUUGAGCAGAUCUUCAAGAACUCCCGCUUCGCUCAGGGUGGCAAUGCUCUGUUUGAGGGUAAACUCAAGGGUAACCCGAAGCCUGAGGUUUCCUGGACUCGGAAAGGCGCACCACUUCUCGAGUCCGCGAAGCACAAACUCAGCUACAACCCUAGCUCCGGCCUCGUGUCGUUGCUGAUCAACCAGAUUGGCCCGGGCGAUGAGGGAGAGUACACCUGCAAAGCGAGAAACGCCGUCGGUGAAGCGAUCUGCUCGGUCUUUAUCCAGCCGGAAGGUAUGCCUGCGCCGCAGUUCCAACAGGUCAAGCGCGAACAGCAGCAGCAGGUGAUCCAGCAGAAGCAGACCACCACCCAGCAGCAGUUCAGCAAUGGCUUCACACACAUGGAGGAAGAAUUCAAGGUCGAUACCUUCGAGUAUCGGCUGCUGCGGGAAGUCUCGUUCCGCGAAUCGAUUACUCGCCGCUACGGCGGAGAAACUGACGCUCAACUUAUCACCACUCUGGACCGUGCUCUUGGCCCACCAGCGGCGCCGCAAAUCAGUCAGAAACCAAGAAACUCGAAGCUAGUCGAAGGCUCAGAUGCUGUUUUCAGCACCAGAGUUAGCGCCAACCCGCGGCCAAGGCUGAGCUGGUUCAAGGACGGCCAACGUAUCAUCCCGUCCAUGGACAAACACGACAUCAGCUACUCGAACCAACAGGCCACACUUCGCAUCAUCAAUGCCAACGCAAAGGACUCUGGCCACUACACUCUGCUGGCCGAGAACCCACAAGGAUGCCAGGUUUCGUCGGCCAUCCUUGCCAUCGAAGCGGCUCAUGAACAAGCCAACGUGGAAAGAUCAACUCAAGAGUUCAUCGAAUCUACCGAAACUACCAAAGCUUUGACUCCGGCAUUCGUCACCUUGAUUCAGGACCAGGAAACUACCGAGGGAAAAAUGGCUCGCUUUGACUGCCGUGUCACCGGUCGUCCGUACCCGGAAGUCGCCUGGUACAUCAACGGCAAACUUGUCACCGAUGAUGCCACGCACAAGAUUCUGGUCAACGAAUCCGGUAACCACUCGCUGAUGAUUACCAGCACCAACCGCUUAGAUCACGGCAUCGUAACCUGCGUUGCUCGUAACAAGAGCGGAGAAAUUGCUGCCCAAGCCAAACUAGUCGUUUGCGAACGCGAACAGGUCGUUGCACCCAAGUUCAUCGAACGCUUCACCACUGUCAACGUGAAGGAGGGUGAGCCAGUGCGUCUGUUUGCACGUGCCAUCGGUACUCCGAUUCCGCGCAUCACCUGGCAGAAGGACGGUGUCCCGCUGCAGGCUGGUCCGGACGUGCAAAUCCUGUGGGACGACACUGGCUCCACCACCGUUGAUAUCCCACGAGCUAAGACGUCGGACGCCGCUUGGUAUCAGUGUACCGCGCAGAACGUUGCCGGUACCACCGCUACCCGGGCUCGUCUCUUCGUCGAAACUCCGAAGGGACCAGCUCCGGAACAGCGUCGCCUCAAUCUACCGCGUCCGUCAAAGGUUAUUCAACCAGAACCCGCUCCGGAACCGGAGGUCAUCUACCUGCGCCACGUUGAACGUGCCGCUCCGCAUAUGCCACCGAAGGAGGAGGACCGCGUGUAUCCGCCGCCCAAGUUCACCAUCCCGUUGAACGAUGUUGCCCAGGUCGAGGGCGGUAAGGUCCACUUCGAGGCCCGCAUCGAACCGGUCUCCGAUCCGACGAUGCACGUCCAGUGGUUCCUGAACGGAAACUUGAUUCAAGCAAGUUCCCGCGCCAACACCACGUUCCAGUUCGGCUUUGUCGCACUGGACUUGCUCAGCAUCGUGCUGGAGGACAGCGGCGAGUACACGUGCCGCGUGUCCAGCUCCACCGGAGUUGCCGAAUCGCGUGCUAUGCUCAGCGUGCAGCCCAAGCCGCCAAUCGAACAGCAGACUCAGCAUCCGUCCACGCUGGAGCACAUCCAGAACCUCGAGGACUACUCCAAGUACGCCCGCACCGAGAGUAUCGAAGAGGUGGUCAACCAGAAGCCGGCGUUCAACCGCCCAUUGCAAGAUCUGGGACAGCUGGAGGAAGGACGAAACGCUCAUUUUGAGGCUCAGAUUACCCCAGUGAGCGAUCCAACAAUGAGAGUGGAGUGGUACAAGGACGGUCGCCCGAUCACGGCCAGCUCCCGGAUUACCGCGAUCUUCAAUUUCGGCUAUGUUUCUCUGAACAUCAUGCAUCUAAGAUCGGAAGAUUCCGGUACAUACACCGUGCGUGCCGUGAAUCGCAUCGGCGAAGCGAUCAGCACUUCCACGAUUGCGGUCAUUAGCAAGGCUCCUGUUACUGGAGAUUUGGGCAUCGCUGAGCAGCAGAACUACAUUCAACAGGUUCAGCAGUUGGAGCAAUACCAAAAGUAUCAGAACCAGAAAUUCUACGAAGAAACUCCGGAGAGCACUCAGCGCCCCGAGUUCAAGACCCCAAUUGCUGACCAGCUGAACGUCCGCGAAGGUGGAUUUGCCCACUUCGAGGGUCGUUUAGAACCAGUCAGCGAUGCAACCUUGCGUGUAGAAUGGUUGAAGGACGGUCAUCCGAUCGAAGCUAGCUCGCGUAUUACAACCUUCUGCAACUUUGGAUACGUUGCUCUAACCAUCAAGCAGGUCACCGUCCACGAUGUCGGUCACUACACUUGCCGUGCCUACAACUCGCUUGGAGAGGCUCACAUCACUGGCAAGCUGACGGUGGUGUCCCGCCAGGACAUCAUCGUUGACUCCCAGACUAGCCACAUGGGCAUGGAGAAGAUUCAGUACUUGGAAGACUCUUCAAGAUACUCGCGUACUACUCAGGAGGAACAGCAGGUUGUUUCGACGCAGCCACGUUUCCUGGGACCGUUGAAGGCAACCAACAAGAUCGUCGAAGGACAGCGUGCUCACUUUGAGGCUCGCCUGGAACCGCAAUCCGAUUUGACCAUGCGCGUCGAGUGGUACCACAAUGGACGCCCAGUGAUGACUGCCAAUCGCAUUCAAACCUAUCACGACUUCGGAUACGUCGCCAUGGAUAUCCUUGAUGUCCGCGGCGAGGAUUCUGGCACUUACACGCUGGUUGCCGCCAACGCUGCUGGACAGGCCCAGGUCGACGCACAGAUGAUUGUAGAAACUCGUUCUGCCAUCGAUACCACCAGCAUGCAUCACGUUGUGGAACGUACCCAGCAGAAGCAGGAAACUCAGUUCGUUGAACCGCAGUACCAGAUCGAAGAGUUGUGCAAGUCCAAGCCAAUCUUUACGCAGCUGCUGUCGGAUCCGCAACCCGUCGGCGAAGGUCGCAACAUCCAUCUGGAGUGCAAACUGGAACCGCUGGGAGAUCCCACGAUGCGCGUUGAGUGGUUCCAAAAUGGACGUCCGAUUACCGUCGGUUCUCGCUUCAAGACGUACUACGACUUUGGCUUUGUUGCCCUGGACAUUCUGCACUGCACCGCCAUCGACUCCGGCGAGUACACCGUUCGUGCGACCAACCAGCUGGGAACAUCACAUACUUCGGCUUGCGUGCGUGUUAUUACCCGCUCGGACAUCAUUACCGAGGCCCAGAGCGAUAUGUCUCACGAGCAGCUGCAAUAUCUGGAAGACGCUUCUCGUAUGCGUCGUGAUGUGCUCGAAGAUAUCACCGUCAUGUCACCGCCGCAGUUCAACCGUCCACUGCACAACAUUGAGACGUACGAGGGAACCAACAUUCACUUGGAGUGCCGCCUGCAGCCCGUUGGAGAUCCGUCGAUGCGAGUCGACUGGUUUGUCAACGGAGUUCCGGUCAAGAUUGGUCAUCGCUUCCGCCCGGCGUACGAGUUCGACUACGUUGCUCUCGAUCUGCUCGGUGUGUAUGCUACUGAUUCCGGAGUGUACACUUGUCAGGCCCGUAACUCUCUGGGUGAAGCUGUAACGUCUUGUUCGGUUCGUAUCGUUGCCAAGAAGGACCUGAUCAUGGAGACUCAGUACCCAGCGGGUCUCGAGAAGAUGCAGUUCCUCGAAGAUAUUUCGCGCUACCGCAAGACCGAGUUUGUUGAUGAGAUUGUCAACGUGAAGCCACGAUUCGUAACGCGCCCGAAGAACAUUGAUCGCGCCCAAGAAGGAGGUCACGCUCACUUUGAAUGCAAGCUGGAACCGGUCACCGAUCCUAACUUGAAGGUUGAGUGGUACAAGAACGGUCAUCCAAUUACCAUUGGUCACCGUUUCCGUCCGAUUCAUGACUUUGGAUACGUCGCUCUGGAUAUCAUCGACUUGAUUGCUGAGGACUCUGGAACUUACAUGUGCCGCGCAGUUAAUUUGGUUGGCGUUGACGAAAUCGCCGUCCAAUUGAUCUGCCGUGGAUCUCAGCAGAUCCUGACCUGCUCUCAGAACGAGAUGGGUCUGGAACAGAUCCAGUAUCUGGAAGAAAAAUCCAGACAAACGCGUUCCGACUUCGGAGAUGAUAUGCCUUCUCAGGCCCCAACCUUUACUACUUCUCUGAAGCACAUUGAAAUCAAGGAAGGCCAGCGUGCUCACUUUGAGUGUCGCCUGAUUCCGGUUUCGGACUCAACGCUGCGUGUCGAGUGGUAUCACAAUGAUGCUCCGGUUAAGGCUGGAUCUCGUUUCACCGAAACCAACAACUUUGGAUUCGUCGCUCUGGAUAUCAUGGGUUGCUUGGCCGAGGAUUCCGGUACUUACACUUGCCGCGCCGUUAACGCACUGGGUGAGGCUGUCACUUCGGCAACUUGCGUUGUGCACACUCGCAAGAGCAUCUACUCGGAGUCUCAACACGAACAUGCUUUGACCAGCUUGCGUUAUCUGGAGGACAACUCGCGCUACCAGCGUGAGACCGAAGUUGAUGAAGUCGUUACCCAGGCUCCAGUGUUCACACUGCCGGUGAAGGACGUCAAGGUCGCUGAGAAUCAAGCCGUGCACUUCGAGGCUCGUCUUGUGCCAGUAGGUGAUCCGAAGAUGCGUGUCGAAUGGUUGAGAAACGGAGUUGCCAUUGAGGCGUCCAACCGUGUCACCACCAUGCAUGAUUUCGGUUAUGUUGCCCUAAACAUGAAGUACGUCAACCCAGAAGAUUCCGGAACCUACACGUGCCGCGCUACCAACGACCUUGGACAAGCUGUUACCUCAGCCAAGCUGAUGGUCCAGUCCAAGGCCGCUCUUGACCUGGAAACCCAAAACGAAAACGCUAUGGAGAAGAUCCACCAGCUUGAAGACUCGGUUCGUUUCGCUCGCAGAGAAGAGGAAGAGUUUGUUGUCACUCAGAAGCCCAAGUUCACCACGAAGCUACAUGGCCCAACCAACUUGGUUGAACAGCAGAGCGCCCACUACGAGUGUCGUAUUGAACCGUACCCAGAUCCGAACUUGAAGGUCGAAUGGUAUCACAAUGGACAACCGCUGACCACUGGUCAUCGCUUCCGAACUACCUAUGAUUUCGGAUUCGCUGCUUUGGAUGUGCUGACCGUCUACGCUGAAGAUUCCGGAGAAUACACGUGCCGUGCUACCAAUCAACUGGGAUCUGAAACGUCGUCAAUCUCGUUGAACGUUCAGUCCAAGUCUGGUAUUGUGCGCGAGACUCAGCAUGAAGGAGCUCUGGAGAAGAUCCAGUACCUAGAGUGCGAUGCACGCUACGGACGCAAGGGUGACGAUGAACACUUUGUUGCCGAAAAGCCAGCGUUCGGUCGUCCAUUGAAGAAUGCCGCCGUCACCGAAGGUCUGCCGGUACAUUUGGAAGCCACGCUCACUCCGGUCAACGAUCCGACCAUGAAGGUCGAAUGGUACUGCAACGGACGUCCGAUUCAACAGGGACACCGUUUCAAGACCACGUACGAUUUUGGUUUCGUAGCUCUCGACAUUCUGUACGCACACGCUGAAGACACAGGUACCUACAUGUGUAAGGCGAAGAAUGCGGUUGGGGAGGCUGUCACGACAUGCGCUGUUAAAGUCACAGCAAAUGCUGGAUUAUAUUUGGAGACUUUGGAUGAACAGCGGUUGCAGAAGAUUAAGGAACUGGAGAGCUACCAGAAACCACAAACGCCGGAGGUUGAGCCAGCCAAGCAGAAGCCGGUAUUCCUCACGCCACUAACGAAUCUGGAGAACCUGAAGGAAGGUGACUACGCACAUCUGGAAUGCCGCGUCGAGCCGAUCAACGAUCCGAAUCUGAAGAUUGAGUGGUUCAUCAACGGAAAAGCCAUCCGUGCGGGACAUCGUUUCCGCACGACUCACGACUUUGGCUACGUUGCUCUGGAUAUUCUGUACGUGUACGGUGAAGAUAGCGGCACUUACAUGUGCAAGGCCACAAACAUGGUUGGCGAAGCUGUCAGCACGUGUAACAUUCGUGUGGUCAACAAGCGUAGCAUCAUUUUCGACUCGCAGCAUCCUGAUGGAUUGGAGAAGAUUCAAAAACUGGAAGCUCAAGUGCGUCCGUCGCGACUGGAACUCCAAGAACCGGAUGUCAUUGCUCCACGCUUUGUAACUGAGCUCCGUGGUACUACUGAAGUCCAGGAAGGCCAGACGGCUCACUUUGAAGCCCAGGUGGAACCGAUUCACGAUCCGAAUCUGCGCAUUGAGUUCUACCACAAUGGAAAGCCGCUGCAAUCAGCCUCGCGUUUCCAUAUCACUUUCGAUUUCGGAUACGUGGCCCUCGAUAUCCAGCACUGUGUUGCUGAAGAUGCUGGCGAGUACUCUGUGAAGGCCAUCAACGCUAAGGGUCAAUGCAAGUCUUCCAUUAACAUGAAGGUUACCGCUAAGGGAUCGAUCAUUUCCGAAACUCAACACCCAGAAGGAUUGGACAAGAUUAAACAGCUGGAAGGAGCCGCUCCGUUCAAGCGGCCAGAAAUUCAAGAUGCCGUUACGAAGCAGCGUCCCGUGUUUACUCAGCCACUGCAGAACCUUGACUUUGUUGCUGAAGGUCAGACCGCUCACUUCGAGUGCCGCCUGAUCCCUGUUGGUGAUCCAAAUCUGAGAGUUGAAUGGUUCAGAAACGAAAAGCCGCUGGAGGAUAGCUCUCGUAUUUCCAAGCAGCACGACUUUGGAUAUGUUUCGAUGGAUCUGUCUCACGUUCGUGAGGAAGAUGAAGGAGUCUACAUGUGCCGUGCCAUCAAUCCACUUGGCGAGGCUGUCACCACUGCUUCGAUGAGAAUUCGCACAAAGGCCAGCAUUCAGAUGGACUCGCAGCACCCCGAGGGUAUGAAGAAGAUCAUUCAGCUGGAACAGCCGCAUGCUCCACGGCCAGAGGAACAGGAAGCUGGAUUCGAAAAGCCAAUCUUUACUCAACUGCUGACUGGACCAUCGGAACUUUGGGAAGGCCAGCAUGCUCAUUUCGAGGCUCGUGUUGUCCCAGUUGGUGAUGCCAGCAUGAAGUACGAAUGGUAUGUGAACGGCGUUGAGCUCAAGUUGGGAUCACGAUUCCAUACUACGCACGACUUUGGAUUCGUUACUUUGGAUAUCAACUCGGCUGUUGCUGAAGAUUCUGGCGUUUACAUGUGCAAGGCUAUCAACAAGGCUGGAGAAGCUGUUUCGUCCACGAUGAUGAAGGUCAAGUCGAAGUCUUCGAUCGCUGGAGAGCCACUGCUGCCCGAAGCCUGGGAGAAGAUUCAGCUCAAGGAAGCCGCGAUGAACCGAGUACCAGAUAUGUUCGUCGAUACCACUCCACAGCAGGCUCCAGUUUUCACUACUCAUCUGGAAAGUCACGAUAAACUGCAGGAAAAUCAGCACGUCUAUCUGGAAGCCCAAGUCGAGCCUCGUGCCGAUCCUAACCUCAGAAUUGAAUGGUUCAAGAACGGUAUGGCCAUCACUACUGGUGCCAGAAUCCGCAGCACUUUCGAUUUCGGACUCGUCACUCUUUCUAUCAACGGACUCCGCGCUGAUGACUCUGCUAUCUACACAUGCAAAGCUACCAACAACCUUGGUGAAGCUGUAUCGACUGCUACUCUUAAGAUUGAAGGCAGCCACUGGCUGUUGGGAGACACUCUGCACCCGGCUUCCGUACAGAAGAUUUCCGAUCUGGAAGCUCCGCGUGCAGGACGAGGUGACGCACCUGAGCCGCAGUACGAGUCACCGGUGUUUGUAACUCACUUGAACAACGUGGAAUGCAAGGAGAACGAGAAUGUACACUUCGAAUGCAACGUUGAACCGUCCAAGGAUCCGACCAUGCAAAUUGAGUGGUUCGUCAAUGGCAAGCCACUGCCUACUGGAGCCCGAUUCAAGACAACGUACGACUUUGGAUUCGUUUCGCUGGACAUCAGCGGAGCUUAUGCUGAGGAUUCUGGUAUUUACACAUGCAAGGCUACGAACAACAAGGGAUCAGCUUCGACUUCUGGAUCGCUGAGAUGCACUAGCACCACUUCUAUGUACUUGGACACUCAGCAUCCGCAGGGUAAGGCUGGUCUCGAGGCGGUUCAAGAUACUGAAGCCGCUUUGGCGAACCGUUACAAGCGCCAGGAUUCCAAGCCGGAAGCCGCCUACCCGAAACCAACAUGGACCGUCGAGUUGCAGUCAGAGUUCCGCCUCAACGAGGCUGAAUCUCUGCACUUGGAAGGACAAGUUGAACCCAAAAACGAUCCUAACCUCAAGAUUGAGUGGUACUUUAAUGGUAAAGUUUUGGAGCACGGAUCGCGCUUCAAGAUGACCAGUGACUUUGGAUUUGUUACACUGGAUCUGACCGAGGUUUACGAACGCGACCAGGGUAUCUACACGUGCAAAGCAUACAACUAUUCCGGCGAGGCAUUCACAUCGUCCACGAUCUACUGCGUCACGAAGGAAAGCUUGAUCGAACGUACUCAGCAUCCGAAGGGAACCGAAGGCUUGGAGAAGAUUCAGGAUCUGGAAGAAUCGCUGCGCAGACAGGAGGCUGGACAAGCCGAUUCCGAUGCUGGACAUGCGCCGAAAUUCACCUCCGAAUUUGUUGCCGUUACCAACGUUGAGGGAGAGAUCGCUCACUUCGAUGCUACCCUCAUCCCGACUGGAGAUCAGUCGAUGGUGAUUGAAUGGUUCUACAACGGUAAGCAGCUGGAGGCUAGUCACCGCGUGCGUACAGUCUAUGCCUUCGGAAUGGUUGUGCUUGAGAUUUUGGGCACCAAGAUUGAAGAUUCCGGAAACUACACUUGCAAGGCCACCAACAAAUGGGGAAGUGCCGAAAUCAGCGUUCAGCUUGAGUGUGUGGACAAGUCCGCUGGUCAAAAGCCUCGUUUCACUACCCAGAUUCAGAACCUGGAGGGCUUGAAGGACGGACAGUCGGCUCACUUUGAGUGCACUCUGGUCCCAGUCAACGAUCCAGAGCUUAAAGUCGAAUGGUUCCACAAUGGCAAGCCUCUGCGUCACUCAAACCGCAUCAAGCCAGUUUCCGACUUUGGAUAUGUGCUGCUGGAUAUUGCCUACGUUCAGAGCCACGACUCGGGCGAGUAUGUUUGCCGUGCAUCGAACAAGUAUGGAGAGGACAGUACUCGUGCUACGCUGAAGUGCACUGGCAAGGGAGGAGUUUACUUAGAGUCGCUGCAACCCGAUUCAUUGGCCAGAAUUCGUGAGCUCGAGAGCCAAGCUGGCAUGAAGCCAACUGCCGCUGGAUCUCCAGUCGGAGAAGCACCACGUUUCAUCACCAAGAUUGCCGAUGUUACGAAGCUGGUCGAAGGACAGAGCGCUCACUUUGAGGCUAGACUUACUCCAGUGACCGAUCCCGAUUUGGUUGUUGAAUGGUACUGGAAUGGACAGAAGCUGCCGCAUGGACAUCGUUACCGCACGUUCCACGACUUUGGCAUUGUUAUCCUGGAUAUUUUGUACUGCUACGAGGAGAACUCUGGAGAAUUUGAGUGCCGUGCUACGAACAAGUAUGGCUCGGACAGUACCAAGGCUACGCUGAAGUGCGUGUCGAAGGCCAAUCUGAUUCUGGAUUCGCAGCUGCCACGUGGAAUGGAAGGAGGCUUGGAGAAGAUUCAGACUCUGGAAGACUCGCUGGUUCGUACUCGCGAUGAACGUGAACGUACCGAAGGAGGACGUGCUCCAGUGUUCACCGUUCCAUUGUCGAACAUUGACAGCCUUCGUGAAGGUGAGAGCGCUCACUUUGAGGGCAAACUUACGCCGACUGACGAUCCUAAGCUCAAGGUUGAAUGGUUCUGGAAUGGCAAGCCACUCAAGACCGGAUCUCGUUUCCGUACGUUCUGCGACUUUGGAUUUGUUAUUCUGGAAAUUUCGCCUGUGUAUCCGGAAGACUCCGGUGAGUACUCGUGCCGUGCUACCAACGAGUAUGGAGAAGCUGUUACAUCGUCUACGAUGAAGGUACAGGGCAAACGUAGCAUCAUCAUGGAGUCGCAGCUGCCGAAGGGAAUGGAAGGCACUAUUGGAAGAAUUGCUGAGCUUGAGGGUCUUGGAAUGCCACAUGGAGGCAUUUCUCCUGAUGAUGAUACCGGCAAGCCGCCAGAGUUCAUCACUACUCCGUCGGAUCUCACGCUUACUGAGAACUCGUUGGCUCACUUCGAGUGCCGUCUGACUCCCAUCAACGACCCAAGCAUGCGCGUGGAAUGGUACCACAAUGGCAAGGCCUUGUGGGCCGGAUCUCGUAUCAAGACUAUCAACGACUUUGGAUUUGUUAUUCUGGAGAUUGCCGGAUGCUAUCAGCGUGAUUCUGGAUUGUACACGUGCAAGGCUACCAACAGCCACGGUGAGGCCACUGUGUCGUGCAAGUUGACUGUUCGCGGUCGCCAGGGUAUCAUCAUGGAGCCCCAGCUUCCAUCGAACUUCCGCAGUGGUACGGAGAGCAUCCAAAAACUGGAGGAGCAGCUGCACAAGCGCGAUGAGAUGAUGGCCGAUGAAGAAGAGGGACGCCCACCGAAGUUCACUGUCGAGAUCAAGGACAACGAAAACAUCGCUGAAGGUGGCCCAGUUCACUUCGACUGCCGCGUUGAACCAGUUGGAGACUCAUCUAUGAGAAUCGACUGGUACCACAACGGCAAGCCGUUCGCUACUGGCUCGCGUGUGCACAUGCUCAACGACUUUGGCUUCAUUGCGAUGGAUAUGGAUUACGCUUACGUUCGUGAUUCGGGAGUGUACGAGUGUCGUGCUACGAACAGAUGGGGAACUGCCUCGACGACUGCCAAGGUCACCGUUGUGUCCCGUGGUGGUAUUGUGCUGGAUUCUCAGUUGCCAGAGGGUAUGACCGCUUCCAAGCUGAAGGAGUUGGAACGUGGAAAGGUUACCCUGCAUACCCAGGAGGAGCGUACUUUCGGACCACCGAAGUUCGUCUCCCAGAUCCAGUCGACCACCAUCGAUGAAGGUGAGACCGUGCGUUUCGAGUGCCGUGUUGAGCCCAAGGAAGAUCCCAAGCUACGCGUUGAAUGGUUCCGUAACGGUAAGCCACUGCCAAGUGGACAUCGCUACAGAACCAUCUACGAUAUGGGCUUCGUUUCGUUGGAUAUCCUGUCUGUGUACAUCGAGGAUGCCGGUGACUACGUUUGCCGUGCUUACAACGAGCAUGGUGAAGACGUCACCAAGGCGCACGUGAGCUGCAAGAAGCUGCCGUCGAUUGUACUGCAGAACCAGAUUCCGAAGGGAAUGCAGAAGUCCGAGACGUUGAUGCAGAUGGAAGCCACGAUCAAGAAGUACACCGAGGAGAUAUUCCUCACCGAGGACGACCUGUUCGAUCCGGACCGCAAGCAGCCACCGCGCUUCGUCACCCAGAUCAAGGACCAGACCAGUCUUACCGAGAUGCAGGCCACCAAGUUCGAGUGCCAGCUGGCUCCGGUCGGCGAUCCGAACAUGAAGGUGGAGUGGUUCUACAAUGGCAAACCACUGCCGUACAAGAACCGCUUCACGCCGAUCUACGACUUUGGCUACGUUGCGAUGAACUUUGGCUGGAUCUACCCGGAGGACAGCGGCGAGUAUCUGUGCCGUGCCACCAAUCUGUACGGAAUGGACGAGACGCGUGCCACCAUCAAGACCACCGGCAAGCCGGGCAUCAUCUACGACUCCCAGCUGCCGAAGGGCAUGAAGAGUAUCCAGAAGAUUCGCGAGAUGGAAGCGCUGUGGAACUUGAAUAUUCCAGAGGUUGUCGACGAGAGCCAGAAGCCCAAGAAGGAACCUGCCUUUGUCAGCAAGCCCGAAUCCAUCGAGGUCGAGGAAGGUGAAUGGGCUCGGUUCUGCUGCCGUGUUACCGGUCAUCCGAAGCCGAGAGUUAUGUGGCUCGUCAAUGGACACACUGUUGUCAAUGGUCAACGCUAUAAGCUCACGUACGACGGUAUGUACCACUUCGAUAUUCCGAAGACUCGGCAGUACGAUACGGGCAAGAUCGAGGUCAUCGCUCGCAGCUCUGUUGGUGAGGCCGUGGCCAGGUGUGAGCUGACGAUCACUCCACGUAAAGACGAUUACCGUGGAGUGUUGAAGAACUCUCCAAGACCCUGGUACGAUUACGACCUGGUCUCCUACCAGAAGGGUCGCGUCGACACCGACCUGGAGACCACCCUGCAGGAGGAAACCAAGAAGAAGCGCAAGGGUAUCAAGGCUCAGCACCUGAAGGUCAAGGAGAAGACCGAGAGCGAAACCGAGUGGCAGAAGUCGGUCAAGAAGAAGAAGAACGACGACUACUAUAACAAGCUCGCCAAGGUUGAGAACGAACAGCUGGUGAAGGAGCAGCGGCUCCGCGAGGACAAGCACCAGUUCGCGAUCCCUGGCGAGAAGGUUGUGGGCCAGUCGUUGGCCAAGGGAAUGGCGUCCGCCUAUGAGGAGACAAUAGAUGAAUCCAAGGAGACCGAAUCGACUACGGUGGAAAAGAAGCGUGUUAUUCCGGAUCCGCUGGAGACGUCGGUUCAGGGUAAGGAAGUGCACGUAUCGCAGCAAAAGCAAACCCAGAAGGAAGUCCAUGACGAUAAGGAGAUCAUCCGCAAGAUAACGGCUACGGAAACUACGGAGGUAGAACACAAGGGAACGACCCAGGAGCGCAUUGUUGAGGGUCCGGUGAAGCCGGCUACUCCGCCAGUGUUCACCAAGAAGAUUCAGCCGUGCCGUGUGUUUGAGAACGAGCAGGCCCGCUUCGAGGUCGAGUUCGAUGGAGAUCCAAUGCCAACGGUCAAUUGGUUCCGCGAGAACUUCCAGAUCAACAACUCAUCGGACUUCCAGAUCCAUACGUUCGGAACCAAGUCGGUGCUGAUCAUGCGCCAGGUGUUUAUGGAAGAUUCGGCUGUUUUUGCGGUUAUCGCGGAGAACCGUGGAGGUACUGCCAAGUGCAGUGCUAACUUGGUCGUUGAGCAACGUCGUCAGCAGGGUCGUGGUGGAGUUAUUCCGCCGAGCUUUGUCAACACGAUUUCGGAUACCAGCGUGACCGCCGGUCAGCUUGCCCGCUUCGAUGCGAAGAUCUCCGGAACGAAACCGCUUGAUGUGUACUGGUUGAAGAACGGACAGAAGAUUACGCCAAACAUUAAGUACAAGAUUCUGGAGGAGGACAACAACUACACGCUGUUGAUCAUUGAGGCGUACGCCGAAGACAACGGAAAGUACGAAUGUGUUGCCAUCAACGGAGCUGGAGAAGCCCGCUGCGAUGCCGUUUGCAACGUGGACACACCGCACACGCCAAUCAUUGAGAAGCCCGCUACCCCUGGUACGGAGCGUCCUCCGAGUCUAGUGGAACCUCUGAAGGAAAAGACCGUUCCCGAGGGUCAAUCGGUCGAGUUCCGCACACGAGUGACUGGCAAGCCAAGCCCGACCGCGCAGUGGUUCAAGGGUGACAAGCAGAUCAAGCCCUCCAAGUACUUCCAGAUGGCCAAGGACCGGGACUACUUUACGCUGAUCAUUACGGAGGCGUUCCCCGAGGACGAGGGCGAAUAUCUGUGCAUUGCGUCGAACGCGGGCGGUGAAGUGCACACCACGGCCAGCCUCAAAGUGGUCACACCCGGAAUGCAGGACGCCGCACCGAAGCUGACCGAGAUGAAGGACUGCGUGGUGGACGAGGGCGCUCCGGCCCAGUUCAAGACGCAGAUCGUCGGCAAGCCGUCCAAGGUGACGGUGCAGUGGCUGCGCGAGGGACUGCUGAUUCCGGAGUCACCCGAUUUUCAGAUGAUCACUGAGGGCAACAACGCCGUGCUGCUGAUCGGCACCACCUACGAAGAGGAUUCCGGCCUGUUCACCUGCCGGGUGACAACGUCGGCCGGCCAGGUCGAAACGUCCGCCAAACUGAUAGUCAAAAGUAAGAAUGCCCAGUAAAUAAUAACAAAACUGUCCCUCAUCCGUUGAUUUUCCGUUUCCUCUUUGUAUUUGUAUACUCAACUCUUUUUUUUUUUAAUUGUCAAUUUGAUCUUCUCUUGAUUUAUAUACUUUUUCUGUUCAAGACUUUUCAAACCACACUUAAGUUGUUGUUGAAAAUUAAUUUCGGUUUUUCGUUUUACCAAACCUAACCCCCCACCCCCACAACCACCCCUCAAUGUCGGUUUUUGUAGACACUAGCGAUGUGUAAAACCGCGCGCAAUACAAAUUCUUGUUGGAAAGAGACAAACAGAUUUCACAUCACUCCGUGUGCCCACAGUGAGAGUGAGAAACCAAGCAAGCCCCCAGAAGAAGGAACAUUGACACACUUGAGAGAGAGAAAGAAACGGAUUUCGGCAUUAUUACACUAAACUAGAGAAAAAUAUUUAGAUUAUAACAAAAUAAAAGGAAAUUAAUUGCAGUGCAUAAGAGCUUUAAUGACAAGUUGUGCAAAAAAAUCAAAUUAAAAAGCAAGCAAUUAGUCAAGUUCAAGUCGAAAAUGCUGUAGUUGUAGUUAGUGCCAAAAGCGCGGCGCGUUCUCAAUUUCCGGCAAAAAUCACAGACAAACAGACUUUGCAAAUAAAAAAGAAGUCUGUUUGUCUGCGAUUUAGAAGUAAAUUUACGCUGAAACACUUGUCUGUUCACACUUCUUUGUUAUUUUACCGCCACAUUUUCGUUAUACGUUUUUGAUUACUCUUGCGAAGUUUAUGUUUACAAAAAAAAAACAGAUUUUUAAGGUUAGGAUUAAGGAAGCUACCCCCGCAGCAGCAGCGUGAGUGCAUAUUGAAGAAGAAAAAAGUCCAAAAAAAAAGCAAGGCCACUUCCCUACUAGUCGUCAAAGUCCCCAAGCCCUGCCUACCCCCCAAAACUUAAUCAGCACACUUAGGAUGAGAUUAAGAAGUGACUAUUUAUUUAUCGUCUUAUUUAUUAUAUUCAUACAAUGAAGUUUAUACAACUAUGAUAGCUUAUUAAAACACAAAACCAAACCACGCUAGUGAUAAACCAAGCAGCUUAACAAAUAAAAAUUGCAAGCAAAAUAUUUAAAAUUGAAACUUCUUUUUAAUCGAAACCAAAACAUUGAUGAUUUCUCGCGAGAGUUUGGCAACACUGGCUGCUGUAACCAAUAGAACGCAACAACAAAAAAAAACACAAAAUAUUACUCAAUUUUGGAACUCGAAUUGGCGCAGUCUUCCGCUGCUUUCCACACCAAAAGUAAGUGAAAGCAGUCCAGGAAUGACGGUCCUUCCAAAAAAGUUAAAAUGCUUCAUAAAAAAUUAUCAAAUUAACCCCCGCCCGAAGGCACUCUCCACGAUGCAGUGUGCAGAUGAACAAAAAAAAAUAAGCACACCCCUCGUCGGCAGAGUUGCCAGCACUUUCGAUGACGUUAGCCCAAAACGCUCAAUAAACGAAAACAGCGAUGGAAUGUUGCGGAUGCUGCUUUUUGUGACUGGCAACACUUGUGUCAGUCUUCAUUUUUUGCUUGACUAAUGUUUAACUUUGACCAAAAAGGGUUUUCUCGAGAAUUUUUCGAAGUUCUUAAAAAAUCUACAAAAACAAAUUUUUCAACAAUUUUUCUCUCCGUGCAUUCCGACAUCGCUCCCAACUCAGCCCAGAAACUCUCUCACUCUCGCGCGAGAUCAUCAAUCUUGGCAGCGCAGUGCUCGAUUCGAGCAGUUCGUUUUCCCGACUCUGCGUCCGCGCCAAUGCUUUCCAGCUCCGAUUUUUCCUCUUAUUUUUUUUUCUGAGGGGGUGUGUGAAAAUCCGAACCGCUAAACGAAAGUGAAAACCUGUCAGCAAUAAGCCGCAAUUAAUUGAUCGCCGGACGCCGCCACCUAGCGGCAGUGUGCAAAACUAAAAUUACGUGAAUUUUUCGAGUAGAUUUGAGGUGGUUCCGUGUGCAAAAUCUUCGGAGCGCGCAAGGUGCAAACCGUUUGGAAUUUUCCAAACGUGAGUCAGCGGACUCACGCGUGGCGCGCGGAAAGCCGAUACAGAGAGAUAUUGGACGUGUGAAAAGCGCUUUUCCUGCUCCGUGGAUUCUGGGAAAAUUUUCACACACGGGCGCACGCACGGCGAGCACCCGCCGCGAGGGUUAUUUUUAGCCCCCGUCACAGUCCGGGAAAUUCGAGUCCCGGGCGGCGGACACUCGACGGCAGGCCCCGCCGGCUAAUGGACGUGAAAAUGAGCCCGUAAAUUGCACUUCUUUAAUGACAGGUCCCACUGGUUCGGUUUUCCACUGCUCUGAGAGGGAGAGGAAUAAAAAAAAGUGGACGGAGGUUUCGGAUAACAAAAGACUAACGGACUUUCACUUUGAAUCGGUUUUGACUUUAUUUACUGCAUUUUUUUUUAUUUUUUUGGCGGUUGAAGCAACUUUUGCACAUUAAUUUUAAUUGGGCGGUCGACGCAGAGUUUCGCGAAAAGUGCUGCUUUAUGAGAGCGCGAGAUUAAAUUUGAAACAACCGACAGUCAGGAAAUCAACGCUUGAACGAUUCAUUUUGUAACUAAGGCACGGCAAAACAUACCCUCGUAAUAAGACAAACACACAGAAUAGCGGCAAUAAAGUUUCUGAAAAUAGCUUUAAAUUAGGAUCUUUUUACUUGGCCACCCCUCUUUCGACCCCGAGCGAGAACCCUGAGCGAACGAUCAAGGCUGGUUCCUUGGUACGAGAUACGAUUUAUGGCCGCUACCGGCGGAACCUUGAUCUCCGGACGCGCGCGUGUGUUUUGAUGGUCCCAAGUUGACGCCAUCUGGUUUCCAGGUUGGUUUACCACCCUCUCUACCAAAUCGCGCCAACUUGUACCGGGCGAAAUUUUCUAGAACUUUCCGCCAAGGAUGCGUUGUCCUGUCCGCAUUCGGACCGUUGAAUCACGUUUCGCGGCCGAUUGGUUCCGUUGUCACGCGAGUCCCACGCCACACGUCACACACCUGUCCGCGGCUGUCAUUCGCGUGCCGCCCCGUGCAAAACAAUAAACAACCGCUGAAUCAUCGCGGCUUGACCGUUCGCUCUCGCUCCAACUAGAACCUUGCCUUGGACUUGGACUCUCUGUAUGCACUCAACGCGCUGCCAAAGUAGCUUCCUCCCGGCCGGACACUUCCGGCCCGGCAUCAAGUGUGUCCUGUUCGAAUAAAAAUCGAAAAACAAAACAAUAGAUUAGCAUUGUGGUAAUCCCGGGCCGACGACGCAGCCGCUGAUUGUUUGCAAACUUUGAUGCAACUUUGAGCCGCUGCGUCGCGACGCGCAAUCAAAAACAUCGAUAAAUCAACCAGUCCGGCGAGAGCUGGGCACGUAUACUUAUCUUUUUAACGGCUUUUCUUUCGGCUCGUCUAAAUAUAAGCUCUCUUUUGUUUAAUUUCGCUGCUGCUUCGGGCCGGCUGAGGGUCACUUUGAAAGUGGCCCCGGGGUCGCGCCGCGUCGGUGCACUAACUGCAACACUGCUAGGGACACGCUUUGGAGGACCAUUAACUCACGUAGGGACCAGGGCCGAACUAGCCGCUUGCUGCAGGGCACUAAUCUACUCAAUGUUUCACUAGUUUUUAAGGCUCUAACUUAUUGAUUAUUGUUUAAGUGACCUAGCUCGUAAGACAAACACUACCAACUGGUUUAUUUUGUUUUUUAUUAUAUAGUUUUUGUAAAACGACCCAAUUAACCAUUCGCGAUCACGACACUUUUGUAAAUUUUGUUCAAGUCGCGGCCCAAGCGAAACAAGUACGUUAAGGUGAUACAGAAAUCAACCAAAAAAUUGAUAAAAUGAAAAAUAACAAACGCUUUUUGUUUCCGUU
Culex pipiens pallens (northern house mosquito) is the source of this 30472-nucleotide messenger RNA. RefSeq names its product titin. The transcript is spliced from 29 exons. Lineage: Eukaryota; Metazoa; Arthropoda; Insecta; Diptera; Culicidae. Bases 545 to 26656 code for a protein of 8703 amino acids. The record is from RefSeq and is a predicted model, not a curated record.